Penicillium alfredii is the source of this 1470-nucleotide messenger RNA. Its product is annotated as Telomere end binding protein. The transcript has a single exon. Gene Ontology annotation, cellular component: chromosome, telomeric region; nuclear telomere cap complex. Lineage: Eukaryota; Fungi; Ascomycota; Eurotiomycetes; Eurotiales; Aspergillaceae. The record is from RefSeq and is a predicted model, not a curated record. Gene Ontology annotation, molecular function: G-rich strand telomeric DNA binding; telomerase inhibitor activity. Gene Ontology annotation, biological process: regulation of telomere maintenance via telomerase; telomere capping. Bases 1 to 1470 code for a protein of 489 amino acids.
AUGGAAGCAGUCACCAAUGCUCACUCCGACGGCGAAGAAUCGACCUGGAAUGAGGAAGAAGCUCACCGGGAAGCUUCAUUGUUGCACCAAGGCCAACACCAGGAACGCUGGAGUCCAGAAAGUCACACUGAAAAGCCUGGCGAUGUAGCAGAUGCUACCUUCGGGCUGGGUGGAAUGGUUGAUCACAGUCUGACCCAUUCUAUUCAUGCAGAAGCCAAUUUCCAAACGAGUGGCGAGCAGAAAAUACCAGGUUCCGACAGCGUGGCAGAACGACUUGAACAGCAAGUUGAAACCGAUCAUCAAGUUGACUAUGGCCUCUCGCUCGACAGUUCUGGAUCUCCGCCCGUCGACCGAGUGGCUCGUUUGGCCUCGGUUACAUCCUACGAGCAACAACUUUUGACUCCAGAUCCUACUCAGGAAGUGGCUCUUGGUAAUCAAGCUCUGACUGAUCAUGGGAAAAACGAGCCAUCUUCCAUGUCUCAUACACAGGAACCCUCUGCGGGUCUGAACAUAUCUCUCCAAACUGCAUCACAUUCUGCUCUUGGUGCCACCGAUCUUGUUAAAGAAAACGUCUCUCAGCCAGAUACCCCGAGACUCACUCAAAAGGAGCAGGAAGAUAAAAAUGACGCUGUGCCUCUUUCUGAAUCUGCUCAGAUUGACGAAGAGCUAGUUAGCCAAGACAUCUCAGAUAUGAUCGUCAAUGACGCUCCCCAAACCCCCACGGUGCUCAUCACCCAUCCUCCAGCCCCCGAUCGUCAUGCCCCCGGCUUGCGCAGCAAACUCUCAUAUUUCGCUCCUCUUGCUACCCUCAUUGAUCAUUUCAACACCCUGGUGGACACGAUUUCAAUUGUCCAUGAAGUAUCCCCGAUAGCACGGGCCACAUCCGGGCCCAAAGACUACUUCGUCACAAUCGAGCUCACCGAUCCGUCUAUGGCUGGAACGACGCUUUCUGCGCAAAUCUUUCGACGAUAUAAAUCUGUCAUCCCGAACCUGGCCGAAGGAAAUGCCAUUUUGCUGCGCGAUUUCAAGGUCCGCAGCUUCAACCAUGCAAUCAUGCUUGUCAACGUCGAAUCCAGCGCAUGGGCUGUGUUCGACGGCUCAAGCCCCGAUGCCGAAAUUACCGGUCCGCCCGUUGAAUACAAGUCAGAGGAACGCGCCUACGCAUCGGGCCUGCGACGAUGGUAUGACGACGUUGGCUCGGCCAUGGUCGCCGAUAACCAGCUUCAAGCAUCCAUUGAAAGGGAAAGUGUGGACAGAGAGCCCACUCCGAGCAGCGUGGCGCCCAGCGAGUCUGAUAGUCUAGAUUCAGUAUGGCGUGGAACGCGAGGCUCUCGGCGCUUGCGGCGAAGUCAUCGGCGGGUGACAAUCCAUGAGCUGAGAGAUGGGACGCGCUAUACCGAGGUGGGAUCUCCCAGCAGUAAAGAUAGCAUUCAUGAGCUGCGGGAUGGCACGGUGUAUGCUAAUCUAUGA